AUCGCCCCAAGAUGGCCCAAGAGGAGUCCAAGAGGGCCCCCACACAGUCCAAGACGGCUCCAAGGGCGUUCCGUAGUUAUUUUGGCUCAAGCAUCGGGCAGCAGGCGAAGGUUGCGCACAUUCUCGCCGCCACGCCGCAGUUACCUGCCUCUUCCUUCCCGCAACGCGGCCGCCGGCAUGGCAGCCGAUCUUGGGCGAGGCCCGCCGCGAGAGGAGGAGCGCGUCCCCAUCGACUCCUCCAUGCGCAGGAUGACCUGCGACGCCCAGGAGGCGACUGGCGAGGCUGACGCCGUUGGCCUGGCAGGCAUCGAACACUUCAAGGCGAGGCUAAAGCUCUCCCUCGACUGCGCCUCGCCAUCGGCCGACCGCGAGUGGCAGUCGCACAGCAAGUCCAGCACAGCGGCGCCGCCGAGUGAAAGGACCCCGAGUGGUUCGACGCUGCCGCCCGACGACUCUCCGCUCUCGGCGCUGUCCUCGGCCCCCUCGCUGGCGCAGCGGCGUGGCCUGCUGGCGCCCCUGGCGGACCGUCGCGGCAUCGGCCUGACGGUCGACACUGCCUGGACGUCAUUUCGGCCCUCCACGGGUUCGCAGACUGUCCGACGAGAUCCCCAGGACCUGGCCCACCCCUUCACAGUGCCGAAGGACCUGGAGGCAUCUCUCACAGGAGUCGAGGGGCCUGGCGGCCUGGCCGCGGCACCCCUGCUCGUCUCCGGCGCGAGGGCCAGGAGCCCCAUGGUUGGGAGGAGGUCGGCCCAGGACCAGCGCGUGGAGUCGUUGACGCCCGUGCUGGGCGCAGACACGAGCUGCUCGUGCAAGCGCUUUUCGAGCAGGAGCUCGCGCUCCGACUCGUCCGUGGAGCACCUCGACUCGGGAGCACCUCCCCGCUGCUCUGGCGGGGCGUCGCGGGCGCCGGAGCCGCAGCGCGCGGGCUGUCGGGCCGUUUGUGGGAGUCGCAGGAGUUGGUUGGCCAUGCCGAGGAUGUCUUCGUUGCCGUCCAGGGGGUGCUGGACCACCUCAACGGCGAAAGGUUCUGCUGAGGUGCUAUCGGCCCGGACGGCCCGAACAUCUGGCUCGCGAUGGAUAUUUGGAGCCCUCCACCGGGCCAAGGGCGGCGAGGGCGCCCGCUCUCCGCGGUCGCAGGAGAUGAUUGGGCUGGCGCCCUUCGCCCAUUGCGAGGACGAGACCUGAGCCCAGUGAACAACGGCGCCCUUGCUGGACGGUAAGUCCUAUGAGUGCAUUGCAGUCUGUCACUCUCUUUGUUAGUCUGUUAUGCUAUCGCUCAUAGAUUGCGAAGGCUGUGGGUGGCAUCGCACAUGUGCUUACUUUUGUUUCCCUCUUUCUUUCUCUUUCUCUCUCUCUUUCUCUUUCUCGCCCUCUCCUCUUCUCUAUCCCUCGCUGUCCCUCUCCCUCGCGCUCCGAAUUUGAACGGCAAGGGGCGGCGUGCAUUGCUCUUGCUCUAGCCUGUACCGUUUCGCAUGGGCAUUGCAUAUUUUCGCUGUCUGGGGAUUGGGGACCUCCUGCGGGUCCAGGCUACAUAUUCGGUGUGUGCUGGCUGUGUUCGGUGAGUUCUGGCAGAUGCAUGCCUCAGCCGCGCGCUCUCUCUCUCUCUCGCUCGGCAGGCAACCGCCUGAGCCAGCGCCGCCGGCAUGGCCAUUACCGUCUCAAGCGCCUCCUGCUUCACAUAGCUAGCAUUAGUUUCGAGUCCUCGUCUCCAGUCAGGACAGCUUCCCAUCGCGCCGACAGUUCGCACAAGAUCUGUAGCGUGCGGACGCGAGUCGCAGAAACAACAA
This is a messenger RNA of Prorocentrum cordatum, 1790 nucleotides long. Lineage: Eukaryota; Dinophyceae; Prorocentrales; Prorocentraceae. The record is from the annotation of a GenBank genome assembly.